Messenger RNA from Mycena citricolor, 968 nucleotides. The record is from the annotation of a GenBank genome assembly. Lineage: Eukaryota; Fungi; Basidiomycota; Agaricomycetes; Agaricales; Mycenaceae.
ACCGCUUUGGUCGUCCGUCGGGUGCGGAUUUCACUGAAGCCGUUCUGGAAUCUGCUUCGGGAUCUUGCGGACGUAUCAUUCGACCGAUACCGGUACUUGUGAAUAAUGUGUUGUCUGCGUGACCGCAGGUUCGAUAUGGCUCUGCAUUUGUUCUCACAAAGCGACACACUCUGGGACGAACAUUCUGCAAUAAUGAGGCACGGGUCGAAUUUCUGAACGACUCAGACACGGUCUCGAGCGCGGACUGUCACCUGUUCGACAGCGUCAGAGCCUAUGCUCUGAAGCUUCUCGAGUCACUCAUUACGUCCGCUCUGACUGCGACCUGGCCAUGCCGCACUCCACUCUGAGUCUCUCCACCACCACCUCAUGGAAGCCGUGUUCGAUAACAAGAACAACGUUCUCAAUGCGCAGAUUCGGGCCACUCACGACAACUCGGUGCUCUAUUCCCUGAGCACCACCUUCGGCUAUCGUGGUCGGAAAGCCACCAUCCUGCGAGACGAGAACCCAGCGCCCGGAGCUUCAUCGAUAGUCGGUGUAAUACACUGGUCCGACAAGACACUCGAAGUCUUUGGACACAGGAAGAAUUGUGUGGAGCUGAAACGACAAACGGGUUGGUUUUUCAAUAGGACGAAAUACUGGCGAUGGUCCCAAGAGCGAAAGGAAUACGAACUGCUCUACGAUGAUGAGGAGUGGAAGGCGACACUCGACCAUAAUAUGAGCAUCGCCGGACGAUUCUGUGUCCCUUCGCGACCCAGGCUUUUCAGCAAGACACCGCCUGUGCUAUUGCACCUGACCAAGACCGCGCUAGCAGAGGACGAAGUGUUUUUGAUUCUCGUGUUCGUUUACUGCGAAGCCCGGAGGCAAGACAAGACGAACAGUUAUGUCAGCGACACGGGUUGUUGGUGACCGGAAUGGACGAGUCUGAGAUAUUACAGUAUGUAUGUCUCAAGGAUCCUCUAGAGGACUCA